GUAGUGAAAACCUGAGGCGAUCCUGUUUAUCAUUAGCUAAGAUCCUACGUUUUCUGGAUCCGCUCUUAGAAAUAAUCACUCACUUCUCGGGACAUUUGUUGAUUAUUGAUUUUGACAUAAAAACUUUCAAUAUGGUGACCUUAGUAAAAGAAAUCCCUAUAAAUGAAGUGGAAGUUUUUCCUUCCAAGAACUAUAUUCCUGGUGGUCCUAAAAAGAAACAAGGAAUUAUGCAGACUUCGGAACCUCUGAAGUGUGAAAUAUGUAGUAAGCUGUUUAUUUCAACCAGUUUCCUGAUGUGUCACAAAAAGAUUUAUCACAGAGGUUCCAAAGAUAAUGAAGAGUUGAGUGGAGAAGAAACUGAUGAACUGUUUGAGAUAUCAUCCAGCAAUAAACUGUUGUUUAAUGCAAAAGAAUUAAACGGAGAAAAUAUGUCAGAGACGGAUGAUGAGAGUCAGUUAUAUAAUUACACUAGUAGUGAAGACGACAACAGUAAAGAUUCUAUAAGUCAUUUAGAAAAAAGGACGAAGCCCCAGCCUUGGGAGAAUAGUAAUGAAAAUCAAGUUAUUCAGCACGUAAAUACUUUAUGUGAGCCAGGAGAGAUGGAUGAAGAAACUGACAACAUCUUGGAUGAACAACCAGUAACUGAUGUUGAAAUGCACAAGUGUGAGCUUUGUAAGAGGUUGUUUAUUUCAGAGGAGUGCUUAAAACACCACAGAAGACAGCACGGUAAUAGUGAAAGUUCUCAGGAACACAGGUGUUCCCAUUGUGGUUUUAAUACUAGCAUAUUCUCCGAGUUUUUAUCUCAUCUUUCUGUUCAUCAGGAUAACCAAGUAGAUGAAAGACCCUUCAAAUGUUUGGAGUGUGGCAAAGGUUUUAAAACAGAUGUUCAUCACCGCCAACACCAACAAACUCAUGCCAAGAUCCAGCCACUUAUAUGUAGUAUUUGUGGAAGUAUGUUCAGAAAAGACUCGAGCCUGGCCAAUCAUAUGAAAUCUCACGAAACAAGAAUUCCCACUGUGCAUUCGGGUAAAAAUGUUAAGCUUAAUAAGCAAGAAUUGGUUGUUAGGAGAAUAAACAAUGCUGGAGAUAAACGUUAUCAUUGCUCCAUUUGUGAUAAAGGAUUUGCUUGCACAAAUAAUCUCAUGAAACACUACAUAGCAGUGCACGAUCCUGAUAACCCAAACAUUCCAACCACAUCUUCUGCAGUGGAAAAGCAGAAACACGAAGAUAAAAGCAAUUUCUCGGUUUCUGCGGAUGCUUACCCCUGUGAUAAAUGUGGUAGACUGUUUACAUCCGUGAAAAUGUUGGAAGGUCAUAAGAAAAUACAUCGAAAUGAGACAGAAAAUCGGCGCUUUCGGUGCCCUCAUUGUAAGUAUUCUACAAAUAGGGCAACAGAUCUUCGUAACCAUGUAGCAAUUCACACAAAUGAACGGCCAUAUCAGUGCAGCUAUUGUGGAAAGGGGUUCACAGAGAGGAGUAGCUUACGUAAUCAUACGUUUAUACACACGGGAGAAAAACCUUACGUUUGUGAAGUGUGUGGCAAAAGGUUUACACAACGUGCACACAUCAACAUUCACAUGAGGAUCCACAACAAGGAGAAGCCCUACCGCUGCCCGUACUGUGAGAAAACAUUUGCUUAUCAUAAUGUUUUAACCCGUCAUCAGAGAACACAUACAGGGGAAAGACCAUAUAAAUGCUCUCACUGUGAUGAAAGUUUCAAAAGUAGCGGCGCACUUCGAAGCCAUGAGAUUGCUAGACAUACCCAUGAAUACCCGUUAGAGUGCACCGAGUGUGGAAAAGGAUUCAUUCAGUUUGGAAGUAUGCAGGUUCAUCUGAGGAAUGUUCAUAAUAUAGCAAUUUACAAGCUCAAAGAAAACCAGAACUGAUUUAAAUUUUUUUUUUAGUUCUUUAUUUAUUUGUAAAGUCCUAAAAUAAUACCCCCUUAUUUAACUUACAAACAGUGUGUUUAAUUCAGAUUUUUAUACAUGUGCAGUGCCAGCUUAUCGAUUUUGUAAUUUGACUGUUCAACUAAAAACUGUUGUUAUUGAGCCUAACAUACUGAUGAUGUUAGAAAAGAUGUAACCUGAGGAACAUUAAGGCUCUGCAUUAUUUCCAGUAUUAACAUACAACCACAGAACAAGCAAAAGCUUAGCUUCUGACAUUUUCAGUAAUACACACUCGUAAUCAUGUAUGAAAUGAUUGAAUGCUUAUUUAGCACCAACCCAACAGGCUGAAUCUUUAAGUUACUGAACAUGUGACGCAUGAUUGUCAAAACUAAAGAUGUUUUCAAUGUCUUGUGAGACUUGCUAGUUGAUAGCCCUGGCUGUUGACUUGAAACUGUUAAAAUGUGUUUUAAAAUAAUACUUUAACUUUAUUGUUAUAAGUAAAAUAACAUAAAAUUUGAAACUGUUCAAUACAUUGACUCAAUUUCAUUUGUAUGCUUAUUUAAGUUUUAUGUUUCAUACUCUUUCAAUCUUCUAAAUAGAUUUUUGGCGAGUCAUAAAAGUAUUUUUAAUGAGUAAUUGAAAAUUACACCUUUUAAGUUUUCGUGAAAAUAAUGGAUAUGUAUUAUUCAGUGUAAAAAAUAUUAUAUUUGAUACUUAUUAACUUUGGUUUUCUUUUAACAGAGGAAUGAGUUGACUGAAAAUAUUAUUCCAAAUUUUUAUUCAAAUAUUUUUGGGUGCAAAAGCUGUCAUGUUAAUAACAUGUUUUAUGGAAAUUAUGCUGUGUCAACUCUAUGUUUUCAUCCUUUUGUUGGUUAGUUGAAGUAUAGUUCCAACGUUUGUUUUUUGUGAAAACUAUAGUGAGUAUAGAAGCAUUCAGGAAAUUCGAGUAUAUUAAAGUAUAGAAAUAUAAAUAUCAGAUAUUAAUUUUAGAAUUGUAAACAGCCGAUUAUAUAUUGACUGCAUAAGGUAAAAUAUGCUUUUAAUUAAUAUAUCCUUUUUAUGUGAUUUUGCUUAACUUAACGACAGCUUUUCAUGACCAGUUGAAAAUAGAAUGUUAAUAAUGUUUUACAUACUUGAUUUUAAAGUUUAGCAGUUACAGAAAUUUGUAUUGAUAGUAACUUAAACAUGAAUUUACAUGCAACUUUUUAUACUUAGUUUUCAAUAAGUAUUCCAAGAAAUGGGGGAAAACAUUUUAAAAGAACCUCCUAUUUUAAAUGUGAAGAUGUUUGUAUUUGUUUCUAUACUUGCACUGCAUCUAAUGAGCAUCUUUGCGAAUUGUUUACAAGAAAACACAUUUCUCAUUUAACUCAGACUAAGCUCUUUCAUAUAACAAUGCCCGAGAUUUGUAAAAGAACAACAACAGAAUGUAGUUGACAUUAUUAAUAAUAAAAGUACUACGUGAAUCUGUUGUUUGAUUUUAACUGCUCACUGAUGGUAGUAAUGUGUAACUUGGGUGUUUUAAAUUUGGUAAUAUACGGUAUCUGAAAACUUUCGAACCAUCGUACUUUAACAAAUUUUACAUAACGUGUUCCACCUACUGUCCUCGUAAUUUGAAACAAGUUUGGAUUAACUUGACCUUCCCAUGCUUGAACAGUGCUAUAAUCAGUCACGUAUCUGAGAUUAAGAAAAGCUGUAAACCACCUGUGGUUCCAGACUUUUCAGACCUGUGUAUGUACAGUUUCAUACAUACUUCUUAAUAGACUAAACUUGUUACAAAAGUUCACCAAAUUAAAUAGCAUAAGGUUUAUCUACAUUUCCUUGGAUACUAAUAUUGUGUUUAAAAAAUUUUUAACAUUUAUCUGUACUGUUAUUUAUUUCUAUUUCUUGUUCAUGCAUAACAAAUAAUUAAGUUGAACUUAGGUAUGGAUGUAUUUAAAUAAGUCAUAAGAACAGUGAAUCAGUCAAUAUAAGAUGUAUUUCAUAUUUUCUUUUUAAAAAAUAGUAAAAUUGAUAUGUUCGUGUAAGCUAUAUGAUCCUUUUCUGACAAGUACAAUAUACGUUUCAUUGUAUGUAAAUAUAUACAAGUUAAUUAACUUGCAAAAAAUUGGAGUAUUGAGCUUGAAAGUAACAAGCUAAGGUAUCUUUCUCUCUUCUCUGUAAGUAUACUGAUGAAUGUAUUGGAAAUAGCCAAAUAAAACAGUUCCAAUCCUUCAUCACUACCAAGGAAUGUAAUAAAAAAUCUACCAGCUGUCUUCAACCUAAUUGUUACACAAUCAAGUCAAAUAUAAAUUACGUAAUUUCACUUUUGAUGCAUUUCAGGUUCUAAAUAAAUAUCUAUGUUUUUGAAAUGAAUUACAGAAUGCAUACACCAGCAUAUUCAGUGCUAAAUGUUCCUUACGUGAUUUUUUGUUUAUCAGUUUUUGUAAAUACAGUUUUCCAAGUGUUCCGAUUAGUAUCGUGAAUUGGUUAGAAAGUAAAAUUAUGCUAAAAUUUGCAAUAAAGAUCAAUUUUGUUAUAUUUUUAUUUUACGUGUUGUAUGAAACAAAAACGUUAAUUUGUAAUCAUUUUAAUUCUAAACAAUUAGUGUCAGAAAUGUAUCUAAGAUAAUUGAAUAUAAAAAUGUUUAGAACACUAACGAUCUAAUGUUGAAGAGCCUUGAAAACACGGUUGAUAGGGUACUAAACUUUUCAACCACAUUGUUUGUUUUAUAUAUUACAUUAUAAUCAACUAGUGUAAUUCCACUUAAAAAAGGGUGCAUUUGAUUGUUCUGUUUGGUUGUUUUCCAUUUUAUACUUUAUUAACAUGCUUUAAUGAUCAUAGGGUUUCUGUUUUUCUGUCUAAAACAAAAGAUAUGUACACUUCUCUUUUGACUGUAACCUGAAAAACACCAACUAUAUAUGAAUUUAUAAACUAAUUUUUACAAGCUGCAAAUUUAUGUCCAAGUUUAUCUCAAAAUCACUAGUGUAAAACCUCGAGCAGUUGGGUACAAUUUAGCAACAAAAGUGUGACAGAAACCUAGUGUACUAUACCUUUCUUAAGAUAUUACACUAAUAACAUAAUUACUGUCCAGUAUGUAUGUGCAUUUUGAAUUAGGAAUUGUUAAAUUGAAUUUUUAAGUAAUUUUAGUACAGUAUUGUUUUUAUAUGGAACUUUGUAAUAACAACUACAAACUUUUCAAUACGUAUUAGAUAAAACUACAUGUUUUGAAACAAUUAUAGAAUAUAUACAGUUGUUCUUUAUGAUUUUUGUAUUUAAUU
Limulus polyphemus (Atlantic horseshoe crab) is the source of this 5143-nucleotide messenger RNA. RefSeq names its product zinc finger protein 2-like. The record is from RefSeq and is a predicted model, not a curated record. Bases 132 to 1886 code for a protein of 584 amino acids. NCBI's taxonomy places the organism in Eukaryota, Metazoa, Arthropoda, Merostomata, Xiphosura, Limulidae. The transcript has 3 exons.